AACGACCCAAGGAAUUAAACGGUGAACUUUCUUUGUGAUUUGGUGGUCAUUUUCUUCCGGGUUUAAUUUAAUUUAAGAAAGAAAUUUGGUGAAGAGGUUUUUGUUGACUUUAAAUCUAUUGGAAAGAAUAUGUUUUACAAAGAACGGACUGUUUGUCUGCUUAUUACUGCAGGCAGUAUGUUUAUUGCCAUUACACAAAACUGUCAAAUUUCACCAAAUCUCGAUGAUUGUGGAAACAUGGGAUUACUAUGGAAUUGCAGUGGAUCCAAUUUAAGCAGAUUGCCAACAUCGUUUCCUCCUGAGUUAAAGAAUCAGAAUGUUACUUUGGAUCUCUCCUUCAAUCGAUUUUCUUCCGUGACGAAGGAUACAUUUGAGCAGAUCGCUUCCUAUUCCAACGUGACGUCAGUAAUUCUCCAUCACAAUGACAUAACUGAGGUAGGAAAUCUGGCAUUUCAUGGAUUGUCCAAUUUAUGCAGUUUAGACCUCUCUAGCUCUAAUCUUGAAAAAAAUAAGUUCGGUACUGAUGCGUUUCUUAAUAUUUUUAAACUUCAAAUUCUCCAAAUUCAUUAAAACAACUUCCAAUAUCAAGGUUAUCCGGAUCUUUCACUGUCUAGGCUUCAUUCCUUGAUAUUUUUGAAAAUUGACAUCUUUAAUAAAUUUUCUUUCUCAAAAGCAUUUCAAAAUCUGAUAAAUUUAUCUCAAUUAAAAUUUAAUAUCCUAGGUGAGUUUAGCUUGACAAAUUUAUCUUUUUACGGACUUAACCGUUCUCCAAUUCGAAGCAUAAAUAUGGAUUUCAAAAACCACGUAAAAUGUGACGUAACAGAAGAUCUUUUCUGCUCUUUUCCGUACUUAAGCGAUGAAAUUUUCAUAAACUUCGGCGGCAAAUGCAACGUAUCAAUUGCACUUAGGUCUCUUAAAUGCUUACAAAACCGAGAGAUAAAAAAUAUUUUUAUGUAUGAAAAUAAGAAAAUUGUUGCAACUGAUAUAGUUAUCCUAGAUUAUUGGUCAAUGGAAUUUCUAAUCAACAUCUGUGUAAGGGCUCUCACAUUGGGAAAUAACGAGAUACGUAUCGUGAAGACAAAUAUUUAUAACACAACAUUAUGGAACUGUUUAGAAUACCUUGAUUUUAGUGGGAAUAAUAUGCAUAUUGUCGAUUUUACAAUGGUUAUGACUCUUUUAACUCUUCCAAGGACCCGGAACAUGAAUCUGUGCUGCAACAACAAACCUUCUCGUCAAAACGAAUUCAAAUACGACCGACUCCAUAUUCCAAAAAGAGGUUAUACUUCAAAUAAUAUCACAUUACCAAAACAUUUGGAAGUUCUUGACUUUUCUGAAAAUUACAUUCAUAACGUAAAAAGAUUGGUUCCUCAAAUUGAAGAAACAGGUGAAAAAUUGCAAGAAUUGUAUCUCCAAAGAACCAAUUUCCAUUUUGGCGUUGCACGCAUGCUUAACUUUAAGUCUUUGCUUAAACUUGAUUUAUCAGAAAACAGUUUUCAACGUAUUCAUUUAAAUAUUCUUCAACAGGCUCCAAAUCUUCGCCAUUUUUAUGCUGUGAAUGUCAGAUUAAAUGAAACACCUUCAUUAAUUUCUAAAAGCUUAUUUUCUAAUCUAAAAAAACUAUCAACAAUCGAUAUUUCAGAAAAUAGUUUGACCUCUUUGCCUAAAUCAUUACUAAAUGAUCAAAGACAAUCUUUUUUAGAAAUUAAACUGGACCUCAAUAGGUUUUCAGUGACGCCAAGUUUUUUAAUGGAGCUUGAAAAUUUAGAAAUACUUUCAAUCCGAUAUAACUUAAUUUCGAAAUUUUCUGAGAGAGAUCAAAUUUUAUUCAAAUCAUUGAAAAAUAUAUCAAUCUACAUAGAAGGAAAUCCGAUUUCUUGUGCAUGUCUAAACUCUCGGUCUUUGAAAUGGAUGAAAAAUCAUCAAUAUGUAUUUUCAGAUAUAAGCAAAGUUUUAUGCGUGGAAAAUAAAUCUUCUAUUGUUAAACUGUUUAACGAACAAACCUGGAGGAAAUUUGAGCUGAACUGCCAGACAAACGAAUUGCUUAUCUUUUCUGUAGGAUUGCUGGCAUUAACAAUUUUAACAUUAUCUAUUACCGCUGCUAUUAAAAGAUAUUGCGUUCAUUUGGAAUAUGUCAUUCUACGACUUAAAAACAGAUGGAAAGGUAUUAAUCCACAAUGUAAAAAUGAGUUUCUUUACGAUGUGUAUGUUUCAUACAAUGAUGCAGAUUAUUCGUGGAUCAUUAGAAUAUUGUAUCCGAAAUUGAACGUUUUGAACAUAAAAACCUGGUUUGGAGAUAAGGAUUCGAUUCCAGGACGUUGGGAAUCGGAGGAGAUAGUCAGCUGUAUUAACGAGAGCAGAAAAGUGAUGUUUAUUAUGAGCGAGAGUUUUCUUGAAAGGAGAUGGCACUCGUAUGCUGUUCAAAUGGCAAUAACCCACGCAUUUCAUAACCAAGGUCAAGGAUCUAUCGUAGUUAUCAUUAAAGAUGGACUUCCUCUGGAUAGGCUUCCAAACGAAAUCAAAAACAUUUGGUGGUGUAUUGAGCAUUUCAGAUGGCCAGAGGAUGAUUACAGCGACGAACACAUUCUCUCAAAAUUAUCAAGUAUCCUGAGACAUGACUAGACAUGACUAGACGUACAGCUUUGCUUUAUUAAAUAAAUGUGUGUCUUCACCUUAUGUAGCGAUAAUUAUUACAUAUCAGUCAUUAAAGUUUGCAAAACAGUACAUUUAUUUGGGUUUUUUUUAUCUCUGUAUAUUGUAGUGCAUUAUGUAUCUAUAAUAAAAGUUAAGUAAU
This is a messenger RNA of Magallana angulata, 2791 nucleotides long. RefSeq names its product toll-like receptor 6. The record is from RefSeq and is a predicted model, not a curated record. Lineage: Eukaryota; Metazoa; Mollusca; Bivalvia; Ostreida; Ostreidae. Gene Ontology annotation, biological process: immune response; toll-like receptor signaling pathway. Gene Ontology annotation, molecular function: transmembrane signaling receptor activity. Gene Ontology annotation, cellular component: membrane. The coding region runs from base 787 to 2619 and encodes 610 amino acids. The transcript has 3 exons.